GUCAGGUGACUUGGGGAAGAUGGCCGCGUUGACAGCGGAGAAUUUCGCGGCGCUCCAGAGCCUGCUGAAGGCCUCCUCAAGAGAUGUUGUCAGACAGCUGUGCCAAGAGAGCUUUUCCAUUUCAGCCCUUGGCUCAAAACAACUCUUGGAUAUUACAUGUUCCAGCUUGUCUGUGACCCAGGAGGAAGCGGAGCAACUGCUCCAGGCUCUGCACCGCCUCACCAGGCUGGCGGUGUUCCGUGACCUGUCCUCUGCUGAGGCGAUCCUGGCUCUCUUUCCUGAAAAUUUCCACCAAAACCUCAAAAACCUGCUGACGAAAAUCAUCCUAGAACACGUCUCUACUUGGCGACUGGAAGCCCAGGCAAAUCAGAUCUCUCUGCCGCGCCUGGUUGACCUAGACUGGAGAGUGGACAUCAAGACCUCCUCCGACAGCAUCAGCCGCAUGGCUGUCCCCACCUGCCUGCUGCAGAUGAAGAUCCAAGAAGAUCCUAGUCUGUGUGGAGACAAGCCCUCCAUCUCAGCGGUCACUGUGGAGCUGAGUAAGGAAACGCUGGACACUAUGCUAGACGGCCUGGGCCGCAUCCGCGACCAGCUCUCAGCCGUGGCCAACAAAUGACCCCAGCCGGCUGCCGGCCCCAUGGCCGGGCCCCAGCUGCCGGCCAGCGGUGUGCGCCUCCCAGCCCCCGCCGGGCCGCCCCCCCUGCAGCAGCUGCGGCUGUUGGCAGGGUCUGCAGGCCGGCCAGAGGGGACGGGGAGGGGGCUACCAUCCGGAAGGCACAGCUGCACCGGGAGGAAGCAGCCCUGGCCCCGCGCUGUUCUCCUCCCUCGUCAUCUUUCGUCCUUCUGAAGCUGGUGAGCA
This is a messenger RNA of Odobenus rosmarus divergens (Pacific walrus), 859 nucleotides long. It is a transcript of the gene COMMD9, whose product is annotated as COMM domain containing 9. The coding region runs from base 20 to 616 and encodes 198 amino acids. The record is from RefSeq and is a predicted model, not a curated record. The transcript is spliced from 6 exons. Lineage: Eukaryota; Metazoa; Chordata; Mammalia; Carnivora; Odobenidae.